UGAGCUGUCAGCACGGAGCCCGAUGCAGGUCUCGAACCCAUGAACCAUGAGAUCCUGACCUGAACCUCAGUUGGACGCUUGAUGGACUGAGCCACCCAGGUGCCCCAUAGGGUGGUCAGUUUUUAGAUGAAUGUUAUGCUGACGUUAUGCAAACCUUUUAUCUUUGCAGAGAGGCCAAUGCAAGUUGCCCCGUGAGUGUAAUCUGUGCCGACCAGGACUGAUGUGCACCCAGAAGGAAUGAAGUAUGGAUGUGAAAGAACGUAGGCCUUACUGCUCGCUGACCAAGAGCAGACGAGAAAAAGAACGGCGUUAUACAAAUUCCUCAGCAGACAAUGAGGAGUGUAGGGUCCCCACGCAGAAGUCGUACAGUUCCAGUGAAACCUUGAAAGCUUUUGAUCAUGAUUCUUCACGGCUGCUUUACGGAAACAGAGUAAAGGAUUUGGUUCACAGAGAAGCAGACGAAUACAGCAGACAAGGACAGAAUUUUACCCUAAGGCAGUUAGGAGUUUGUGAACCAGCAACUCGAAGAGGACUUGUGUUUUGUGCGGAAAUGGGGCUCCCCCACAGAGGUUACUCUAUCAGUGCAGGGUCAGAUGCUGAUACUGAAAAUGAAGCAGUGAUGUCCCCAGAGCAUGCCAUGAGACUUUGGGGCAGGGGGGUCAAAUCAGGCCGCAGCUCCUGCCUGUCAAGCCGGUCCAACUCAGCCCUCACCCUGACAGAUACGGAGCACGAAAACAAGUCAGACAGUGAGAAUGGUAAGUACCAUUUUUUGCUCUAUAAUGUUGGCCUUCAGAGCUGCUGUCUGUUUUAGUCAAAUGUGGGGGCAUGCUUCUCUUCCUUUCUUCUCUCCUCACAUUUCUUCCUUCUCUUUCUUCCUUCUUCCUUUCUUUUGGUUCUAAUGCAGUAGAACUCAAGAAGUGUCCUUGAAUAAUGCAUUUUUUCCUGGAAAAAAAUCAAUAUUUGACAUCAGAUGGUUAAAUUAUGCAAGCAGUCUAUGAUGUGUUAGCUAUAGUUUUGAAAAACAUUUUAAUUAUGUACAGAAAAAAAAAAAAAAAAAGAUUAGCUUUGACUUAUCUUGGACCAUGUCACCUGUUAUUCUCUGUGGGGUAGCAAAGCCAGUGGUGAUAAAGUUUACCCCAGAGCCAGCUUGUAAUCAAAGAUGUCUUUGUAGAUUCCUCUUGAAGAUAUCUCAAAGUUGCAGAAUCUUAGAAUGGAUGAGUGAGCACACAGAAUAGUUUAUUAACAGGGCUCAAGUGAUUGAAGAACAAAUUUGAUCAUGCUUUAAACUUACUGGUUGAUGAGAGCCAUUGAAAUUUUGGUAAAGAGGGAGAGUGUGGUUUUGAUGUGCUUUGCGGACUGGAUUAUCAUGCAGUUAAGUCCACACACAGAAAUUGCAUUGUAGGAUAUCCAAAUAGCAGUGUUGCAUACUGUAAGAAAGGUGUCUUUAUAAAUUAUUGGGAUUUUUUUCUUAGUGCCAAUGCGGGAUAAUCACAACAGUUCAUUUAUAUACAAUAAUAGCUUUAAAAGGAAACUUAAUUUUUCGUCAGUAUUGCUUUUAAGAAGAAUUGGGGCGUCAGUGCCAACGUCCCAGACAACAAAAGGACAUUUCUCUGUCGGCAUUUAGUAUUCACGGUGCCCUUGCUACUUUAAUAUAGUUAUUGAUGCUAUGUGUGUAUGAUGCACCAGGAAGCAAGGAGAAAAUUAAAAUGGAGGAAUUGCAUGACAUUUGAAAAGAAAGAUGGUUGUUUCACCAACGGCGUUUCAUUUGUAUUACUUAUUGACCAACUUUGUCAGCUUCGCUUUGCCAUAGGAAAGCAGGUCUGUUCAGCUUUCCGUUUUAGCUGCCACAGGACGGAGUGGUGCCUAAUGCUUUCACUCUUACCGGCUUCCCUUCGAGUCACACAAAAAAAGUCUCACUUAAACCGACUAACACAGGAUCUUAUGUAGAAUACUUCAGCGCGUCAAACCAAAGUCAAGAUCGAUUAAUGAUUCGCACUCACUGUAUUCAUUUUGGAAGUGUCAGUUUUUGAUGGUGGCUGGCUUUAUUCCAGCCCCAAACAGGAAACAAGGACGGUUCUUUCUGACAAAAUGAGUCUUCGAAUCAGGCUGCCAGCGUUUCUCUGAGCUAAUCCACUCACCUCCGUAAAACCUGUAUUUGUAUCUGCUUUCACCGGGGAUUCAGAAGUUCCUGACCUUAAAUGCGUAAGCGUUGGUACAAACUUUGUUUCCUGUCUGUCCGAAUCUUCAGGUACGAUGGUUAUAUUCCAAAGUAGCACUCGGCAUUUGAUUUCCCUAAACUACAU
Molecule: messenger RNA, 2303 nt
Organism: Panthera uncia (snow leopard)
Lineage: Eukaryota; Metazoa; Chordata; Mammalia; Carnivora; Felidae
Product: teneurin-3-like
Exons: 2
Coding region: 245-811 (188 amino acids)
Biological process (GO): signal transduction
Cellular component (GO): membrane
Source: RefSeq, a predicted model, not a curated record